UGGCUCAGUUUUGUGCCGGUACCUUGUCCACCAGCUCUGCACCGGCCCCGUGCUCCAGCACAGUUGGCUGUGUGCGCCUGCAGCUCCAGACAUCAUCCCUGUGCUGCCUUCUGGCUGUCCUGUGCCAGUGCCUUGCCCUGUCCCUCUAUCACCUGCGCCCAUGUCGGCUCUGAAGGCCCAGGACCUCGAGGCACCCCUCGAGUGGGGUCUGGUGCUCCGGGGAGAUGCGCAGGGCAGAGCCCGGCGGGGCAGGUGGCUCCCCGGGGCCAGGCAGGAGCCCCGGGAGGAGGAGCAGCUGUCGGAGGAGAGCCGGCUGCGUCUGAUGUCACUGCGGUGCAUGGUGGGUAAUUAUGCACGUUGCAAUGAAAAUAAUAAGGCCGGCUCCAUAGUGGUGUCUAAAAAUACUGCUAAUGCGGAGUGCCUGCUGGGCGCCUUUGUUUGUCACCUUUGGGUGUCUGCUCUGGGGCUGGCCGGGUGGUGUCACACCCCUCGAGCACUGGGUUAGGUUUAGCAGGUGAAAUGAGGCCCCUCCAUCCCCCCCGCACUGGGACACAGUGCCAGUGGAGACAGGGCAGGUGUUGGCAUGGGAGCUGAGGCAGGAGGCACCUGUGUGUGUUUGGGAGGCUCCAGUGCCACCUCCCUGCACGCAGCUGUGCAAGGAGUCCUGGUGGGAUUGCAAAGCUUUGUUCCCCUAGCCUUGCUUGGAGCUAGGCACUCUCCAAGUGGUGGACAGAAAUCUUUCCUGAUGUCUCCUGGUGAGUACCAGCUGGUUUGAGGACAGAUCAGGAUCUGGGCCCUGGUGGUGUGGUCUGUCCAUCACUGGCAUUGUGUGGCCAGGGCAGAGCUCACCAGAGCUGGGGCUGACGGACCUUCCCUCUGUGGCUGCCACCGUGGUGUGUCCUGGCACUGACAGGACUCAGGCUGUGGCAACGUGCUGCUUUCUGGCUGAGCAAAGGAUGGAGGGAGGAAGGGAAAUGCACCUGGAACAGAGGGAAAUGAUGUGAUAGGUGCUGGGGAGCACCUGGGUGCUGGCCGAGGGCUGCCCAGCACUUUGAUGUCCACUCCGUGGGCUCUGCCUGGAUGCUCUCGGUGCAGCUCUGGCUGCUGCUGUGGUCCCUCCAUCUGCUGCCAGGCUUUGGAAGCUCCAGCUGCAGUGGAGGGAGAAGCUUGCAGGGGUGGCAAGAGCCAUCUGGAGCCUCCUGGCCUGGCAGGGGGAAGGUGUUGUGUGGCAGGGCAGCAGCGGAGGGCUGGGAAGGGCAGGAAAUGCUGAGCCCGUGUGCCUGGGUCUCAGUGACGAGCCUCUUCCGCUUUGUGUGCAGGGAGGUCACAGAGGUGGCGGCUGCUCUUGGUUCCCAGCUGGUGCUUGUGGUGGGCUCUGACUCCAGCUGUCAGCUGUGGGAGCUGAGCCUUGUCCCUCUUCACUGGGGAGCAAACAGGGAGAUGUCACCCUGCUGGCAUGCUGGGCUGCUUCGCCUUUAGGGUCACGGCUGCCUUCUUGGGGCCCUUGCCUGGAGAGGGAGUGUCGCUGCUGCCUCUGCUCUUGCCAGGUGCACAUUCCAACCUCUGAAGGCACGCGUGGCAGUGGUGUUCCCCUGAGCAGUGAAACACGCUGUCCCUACCUGCUGCGCUGCGUGACUCCCUUUGGUGAGUGAGGAACAAGGAAUGGGGUCGGAGACUUUGUGAAUCCCAUUGAUCCACACCACGGGAGCUGCGUGUUCGCAUCUGCCUGUCCAGGACCAGGGCCCUGUGAGGGGAAUUGAUCAAGCUGUAAAACCUAGAGCCAGCUAAUGAAAUAGGGACUAUAGAUUUUUAUUUUAAAUGGAAGAGAGUUUAGGAGAGAUUUAAUUAUCCUUGGUUGAUGGACCUGUUAGAGGAAUGAAAUAACAGCUGGCAGGUAAGGGCUGGGCUUCAUCUUGCAGCACUUUUCUCCCAGGUUGUCUGCAGAACUGCCCAAGUCCUGCCACCCAGGGUAGAGUAGGGAAUGAUGUAAAGUCACUUGGAGCAGAGUUAGACAGGGUGAAGUCCUGCUUAUCCUGCUGGGUGUCCCUGCUUCCUGCUGGGAGUACGUGUGCUGAAAUAGCAGAGGGGCUGGUCCUGGGCAAUUGGGGCUGGUGUAAGAACAGCUGUCCUUGGUCCCUGGGGUUUGCUGGGGGCCGGUCCUUGUGCCAGUGGAUAGCAGAGAGUUCGGGAGCCCUGUGCUCACUGGGUUGUCUCCCUUUUGGUGUCAUUUUCCUGGGGCCAUGGGCACUGAGCUCUCACUGACGCUCGGGUACCUGCGCAGUGUGUGGAGUUUGUAAAGGAGAGCUGCAGAGCGCUGGGAUUUGCUGGGCUCAGCUGUGUGUUGGACACAGGCUGUACCGCUGUCACUACAGCCACUCCUCCUGUGUGCAUCCACUCCACUGUCACGUGAGGCCAGCCUCGGGGCACGGCUCGGGAGGUGGUGGUGGCAGGCGGCACGGCGCUGGUUUGGCGCUGGUUUUCGGCAGAAAAGCCUGGCUUCUGGAUGCUUUUGGGGCUUUCACCUCUUUAUUGAGGAGCUGGGGCAUAACAUUUUCCCACGAUCCCUUGGCUCCCUGCUUGGACCAGUCUGGAGAAGCGUGGUUUGUCACCUGCUGUGUGUGGGUAAUUAAUUGGCCAAGGGGUUCGUGUACCCACCUUGCAGGCACAGCCUGUAGCGUGCCAGUCUGAUGUGUCCAGAGGCUGCUAAACAUCCAAGGAAGAGCUGCUGGGGCUGGGGAGCUCUCCCAGAGCCCUCUCCGACAUUGAUGCAGGAACUUGGGAGAGCCAAGCCCUGAGCCCUGCGGUCAUGAAGCUGCAUGAGGAUGUUGCGUGGCUCCCUGAGACAGAGUUCAAGGUGCUGCUGUCUUGCCCUGCCUGGAGCCUGAGGUCCCGUGUGCCCAUCCGCCUCCCGACGUCACCAAUGCGACCAUGGGAACUGGCAGUGAAUAGGCGGCCGCCCUCUGCCCCUUUUGCCCAGCGCCGUUUCUCGGGGGGACCCUGCAGCAGCCCCGACCACCUCCGGCGAAGCCCCUCUGCCAGGCGUCAGUGGGGACGACGCGAUCGACCUCUGGCAACCCUGCUGGGCCAGGAUGAGCCCCAGGUGCACCCUGCCUUCCCCCAGCAGCCGCACAUCCCUGUAGAUGAGCCCCGCGCCUACGCUCUUCCCAGCACGCCGCCACGAAUGCUUCACCCAGCCGCUCACCCACCCCACCAGAACCCAUUCAUGGUGGAUCUGCAUGACCAGGUGCACCAGGGACCUGUCCCUCUCUCCUACACGGUUACCACCGUAACGACGCAAGGCUUCCCCAUCCACGCCGGCCAGCACAUCCCUGGGUGCAGCACCCAGCAGCUCCCAGCAUGCUCAGUGAUGUUCAGCGGACAGCACUACCCGCUCUGCUGCCUCCCACCCCCGCUGAUUCAGGCAUGUGCCAUGCAACAACUUCCCGUCUCCUACCAGACAUUCCCCCCCAUCAUCUCCAGCGACCAUUACAUCCUGCACCCGCCCCCGCCACCAGUGCCCCCCCACCAGCCGCCCCACAUGGCCCCCCUGGGGCAGUUCGUACCUCUCCAAGCCCAGCAUCCACGUAUGCCUCUGCAGAGGAUAGACAAUGACGUGGACCUGCGAGGGGAGCAGCACCCCAUCGCAGGCUUCACGUACCCUCCGUCUCACCACGCUCCCACGCUGUCGCCCUCCAUGCCGCUGCAUUACCUCCCCCACGACCCGCUGCACCAAGAACUGCCAUUUGGCGUGCCAUACCCCCACAUGAUGCCCCGGCGGCUGAACACCCAGCGGUACCGGCUGCAACAGGCGCUGCCCCCACCGCCGCCCCCUCCGCCGCCUCCUCCGUACUAUCCGAGCUUCCUGCCCUAUUUCCUUUCUAUGCUUCCUGUGUCGCCAACGGCCGUGGGCCCCACGAUCAGCUUAGACCUGGACGUGGAUGAUGUGGAGAUGGAGAAUUACGAGGCACUGCUGAACUUGGCCGAGCGGCUGGGAGAGGCCAAGCCACGGGGACUCACCAAAGCAGACAUCGAGCACCUCCCGUCCUACCGCUUCAACCCCGAGAGCCACCAGUCUGAGCAGACCCUGUGCGUCGUGUGCUUCAGCGACUUCGAGGCCCGGCAGCUUCUCCGCGUCCUGCCCUGCAACCACGAGUUCCAUGCCAAGUGUGUCGACAAAUGGUUAAAGGCGAACCGCACGUGCCCGAUCUGCCGGGCGGACGCGUCGGAGGUGCAGCGGGAGGCGGACUGAGGCUGGCGGGCGCUGUGCCGCACAAUUCGCUAGAGGACAAGGACGCCGGGCUGGGGCGGGGGCCGCUGCCCGCUGCUGGGGCCUGACCCUGCGCUUACCCCCCCUCCCCAAAGCCUCUCCUCGGAUGUGGUGAGCAUUGAGCAGUCUGGGCUCCCGGCCAGCCCUCCUCCUCCCCGCCGGGGCACGGACUCAGCCGGACGCCUGCCCGCUGCGCUCCCAGGGCCCCGAAUCGUGUUGUGCUGGAGGCGGGAGGUGCGUGGCCGUGCCCUCUGCGCUCCAAAGACGCUGUUGUUGCUCCAUCACUUUCCAGGUCUUUGUACUCUCCUAGGGAAUUAGUGGUUUUUCCCUUUGUCACUAUUUUUUUUUUUUUUUUACGACAGUUUUUUUCCCCCUCGUUUCCUUUUAAUUUCCGUCAUGUUUUUGGUUCCUUGGCCGUUUGCCCUAGGGGCACGCAGGCGGCUCCUCCCCUCGGCGUUUCUCUCGGAGGACGCGGGGAGGAGAGAGGAGGGAGCGCUGCGGGUUUGAUGCCGGCAGCACCCCGGCCCCGGGGACAGCCGGAGGAGGUGGCUGGCAGAGCGUGGCCAAGGUGGGACACCAGCAACCCCGCGGCGCGGCUGGGGCAGAAAGGCAGGAACACAGGAAUGCCUCUGUCCCCGCUCCUGUGCGCAGCCUGGCACGGCCUCUCUCCUGCCUCGGCUGCCCUGGGGAGCCCCAGAGGGCUGUGGCUGCUUGGGGUGUUUCACCAGUGGGAGGACGGUGCUGGCGCAGCCCUGGCCCCCUCUCCCUGUUCAUUCCCCUGUGCCUGGCCAGCGCAGCUCCCGGGGCCGGGCCGUGUGGCAUCCCGCAAGGCAGCCAAGCUUGAGGAGGGGACACCGACCCCGUCCCUAGGGCUUUGGGCACGCGGUGUCCCCGGUGUGCUGCCCGGCCCCUGGCUCCUGCUCGUAUCUGUGUCCCGACGACGUAAAUCAAGGUAGCCCCGUGCCCCGUCCUGCUGGCUGGACGGCGCGGUUUCCCCGCCGUGGGCAGCGAGGGGCCGGCUGGGCUGCGGCCCCCAGCGCGGGGGGGUUUUAUUCAUAACUUCGUGGAGUAUUUUCAGUGCUACCCUGGCCUCGGCCCGGCUGGUGCGGGGGAAGCUGUGAGCGGUCCCCUUGCCACCGUAUCCCCGCUGCCCUUGCAGGCGCCGGGGGAGAAGCCGCCACGCCGCCGCCCGGCUCCAUCAAUCCCGCGUGGCCGUUGUUUUGCAUGAUUAAUUAGCGAGGAGGGUGACGGGAGGCGGUGGCAGGGGUGGUGGUGAGAGCACCGCCCUCCCCUCCCGGCGCGUCGCUGACGCCUGGGAGCUUCCGAGCGGACGCCAGCCCUAUGUAAAUGUUCACAAAUAUGCAUGCAUGUCUGACCAGCUUGGAACGUGGUCUUGGCUACGUCUAGCCGGCUGUGGGGUGAGGGGGGUGGGGAGAGGGGUUUUUGUGCUCAGCUGAUACUGCCAUGCACUGUACUGCACAUGUCCGCAACGCCACAGCAGGACCGUGAGACUUUCAGGGCCGUCCCCGCGGGGUCCGCGCCCGCGGCGGCGGCGUGUGCAAGGGACCGGGGUGGGAGGGGGCGGCUCCCCGCGGGGCGGGGGGCAGGCGCGGGGCUGGCCCCGGCGGUGGCUCGGCCGGGUGCGAGGUGAGGGGCCGCGCCCGGCACGUGGGUGGGCACGGUGGCGUUCCCCGCGCCCAGGGCCGGAGGGCAGUGCCAGCCACCGCUGGGCCGGCCCCGGACGCUGCCCGGUCGGGCGCGGGGGGGCGGCGAGCGGUUGUGGGGGGCUACGGGCCGGCUCCCCCUCGCCGCCCUUUCCCACCUCUCCGGCGGCCAGCAUCGAGGCCGAGGGCCCCGGCCCGGCGCCACCCGCUCCGCCGCGGCACGGGCGCCGGCACCGCUGGGCUCGGUGCCCCUUGGGCAGGACCCCGGCCCCUUCCCCGUCCCUCACUCAGUGACAGAUAACCAAAGGAGUCCCCGGCUUCGCGCCCCCGGAGACGCCCCCUCCUCCCCUCCCGCCCUCGCGGUGCCCAGGGAGCCAGGAAAGCCUUACGGUCCUUUGACGGCGACUCGAAAGCUCACAGCUCGUGUGCUGCAGAAUUUAUUCCAAUGAGCAGCUAAAAGUAUCAUUUAAAAAAAAAAUAACAAAAAGAAAAAACGACAAAAAAAAUACUAAAAAACAAUUAUUUAGGGUGUUUGUGAUUGCUGACUGCGCUGUAGAUACCACUGUUUACCAAUGAAUUCCUGUGGUGGGAUAGUGGACUGUUUACUGUUCUAUUAUACCAGUCCCCGGGCCCUCCGGUGGGACCCCCGCGUUCCCCGCGGCUCCCCGGAAGGUGCUAGGACGUGUGUUCUGUGUUAGAAAGUUUUUAUAUAUAUAUAUAUAUAUAUAAAUAUAUAUAUAUAAUUUUUUUUGCUCUGUUACUUGCACAUUUUACAGUUACCUCAUUUUUCCCAUGUAUGUAUUUGAAAAAAGGCUAAUAUAUAGAAAAAAAAGGUUCUUAAAGCUCUAAAAGUGUUUGUUUUUUUCCAUUCCAUUGGAAUCAUAUUGGUUUUGUAGCAUUUAACAUAACUAGUAUGUUGUAUUAUAUAUAUGUGUAUUAUACUGAUUGAAAUUUUUAACAGAUUUGUACUUUUUUUAAAAUGAAAGUUGCUAGUUCUGCUUGACCAAGUAGUGCAAUCAUUAUUUUUUUUAAUGUUGUGGCUGAUUUUGAGAGGGAUAUUCACUAAUAAAUGUAUGAUGUAUACCAACA
Motacilla alba alba is the source of this 7020-nucleotide messenger RNA. It is a transcript of the gene RNF44, whose product is annotated as ring finger protein 44. NCBI's taxonomy places the organism in Eukaryota, Metazoa, Chordata, Aves, Passeriformes, Motacillidae. Bases 2807 to 4249 code for a protein of 480 amino acids. The transcript has 11 exons. The record is from RefSeq and is a predicted model, not a curated record.